ACAUUAACAAUAGAUUCAUACGCCACGCACCAUACUACAAUGCCUACUUCUAUGCAAGAUUAACUCACAAUCUAAGAAAUCACCAUGGAUCCGUUCCUUUCAAUCAAGUUCUCGUCAACAAAUUAAGCCGAUACAAUCGCCACAGCGGUGUCUUCGUAUGCCCCCACUCAGGGUAUUACGUUUUCACCUGGACCCUGAUGACCAAUCACAAGCAAUGGGUUAUCUCGGAACUGGUUGCUGGAGGGGCCGUCAAGGGGAAAUUAAUCGUCGAUAGUGACGAGGGGUACGAAAGUGGAUCCACAACCGUGCUUGUAUAUGUUCGCCGAGGACAACACGUGUUCGUUAGAAUAACUGGUGGUGAUCGAAAUGUUGAAGCCCAAGGUGUAUCAAGUUUUUCCGGUUGGAGAUUGUCUUAG
Saccostrea cuccullata (small rock oyster) is the source of this 416-nucleotide messenger RNA. Its product is annotated as complement C1q-like protein 4. Gene Ontology annotation, molecular function: protein binding. The annotation marks the transcript as partial. The transcript has a single exon. Lineage: Eukaryota; Metazoa; Mollusca; Bivalvia; Ostreida; Ostreidae. The record is from RefSeq and is a predicted model, not a curated record.